UUUAUUAUUUCUCAGCAUUUCUUGUCUACAAGACAGUGAACUUUCAGCUUGAUUCAGUUUUACAUUUUUAUGUGUUUUCAGGAUGAAAGAUUCACAUUAAACUCAUAACACAGAACAUCAGCACUUUAUAACCUGCUCUGGAUACUUUCCUGCUCUACCUUUUCGUCUUUUACUUUCAUUUCAAGUUUCUUUUAUAUUUCUUGUUAAUGUCUUUAUCAUGUCUUAUGCACUGCCUUCGUGUUAUGAAAUGUGCUUUACAAAUAAACUUGCCUUGCUCGUUUAUGUAUCCCACCUUCUGAGCUCGGCAGUGAGAAUAACAACAUGGUGCAGCUGUGCAGGGGGAAUAGGUGGAGGCUGUCGGUGCUGCUGUGACGCGCACGCUGGGUUGGUGUUUGAAGGCAACAGUGAACAUCGCGUCAGUGUGUGACGUGCACGUCGGCGGGCACGUGGAAGUGACAUAGCAGCGGUCCAACACAUGGGAGUGAACGGAGCGACUGGUCGCCUUUGAAUCACAUUUUCCAUCAACAAACUUCUCUCCGGUUCUCCACACGGAACAUCCAACUCAUGCACCGCCUCUGGAGGGGAACGGAUCCGCCGAGGAGCCUCUCUGACCGGGACACAUCGACGAAAUGCGCCCCCCCGGUUUCAGAAACUCGUUGUUUGUGAUCAAUAUAACGAUCAGCAGAGUGAUCAGCGCCUCGGUCGAUAUGAUGGCGUGAGAGGGACACGUGUUGGCGGAGAAUCGACGCUCAAACUUUUUCCAACUUUUCCACCUUCAGUUUUUUUUUUCCUGGUGGUUUUGGAUCAUGACCGCGACUCGGAUCAAAACACUUUUCCAUUCACUCCAGAUGUUUCACCAACUUUUCCUGACAUAGAAAUGUAGGAUACCCGAGUGCCUCUUCUGUUUGGAUUUAUCGAAAAGGAGUUUUAUUUUCUUGAGGAAUACGGUUUGCUUCGCUUCAGUCCAGUUCGGCUUCUGGUCGCUGGGAGGCGCAGAUGGACCUGCAGGUGGCGCUCGUGCUGCUGCACUGCGUCCUGCUUCCCGCCGCGCUGCUGGCAGCAUGUCUGUUUCGAUACAACGGCCUUUCUCUGGUCUACCUGGUCUACCUGCUGCUGCUGCCCUGGUUUGUCUGGCCCAACAAGCACACCAUCAGAGGUCACACAGGUCGGUUUAUCAGAGCACUAUUCUGCACCAGUCUGCUGUUUGUGUUGGCUCAUAUCUGCUUCAAGACUGUCCUUUACACAUACCCACCUCUGGACGCCGUGCUCGCAGACAACUGUUCACAGUGGGACAUACUAAUAACCAGGCAUAUAGGCCUGUCCAGGCUUUCGCUGGAUGAUCUGUGGAGUGUGCUGCGUUUCUUCUGUCCGGAUGUCGGAGUGUGUUUGGUUGCUUUGGUCCUUAUGAUCCUGUGCAGCCGACUGAUGAAGAACAGCGAGAUGGUGGCUUGUGCUAACAUCACCUCACUUGAAGAACAGCCGCCAGAAAGACCAGAGGGUGAUGAGGAGGAAGAGGAAGAGGAGAUGGAUGAGGAUGAAGAUGAGGAUGAGAGAUCGUCCCCCAAUGACCCAGAUGAAGAGCUCUCCACCACAGCCAGAGCGAAGCAGCUGGCUGAGCAUCUGAGAGCCAGAGCCCCGAAAUGUCUCAGGGACCUGGGGAGGAUCCUGGCCAUCAGCCUGCUGGCUUUGGCUGGCAUCACAUUGCCCUCAGCCUUCUCAGCCGUCUAUUUCCUCCUUUUCAUCUGUGUGUGCACAUGGUGGGCAUGUCACCUUCCCAUCAGCCAUAUUGGUUUCAAUGCGCUGUGUGUGAUGGUGGGCUUCUUCACCGCCGGUCACCUGGUGUGUUUGUACCUGUACCAGAGUCUGCUGGUCCAGUCUCUGUUCCCACCACACAGUCUGUGGGCCAGACUGUUUGGUCUGAAGGACAUUGUCAAACCGUGGAACUGCUCGGCGCCUCAUGACUUCAUCCUCAACUCCAGUUUUGAUUGGCCGGUCUAUGUCAACCCGGGCAUCCUCUUCCUCCUCUACGUCACCAUCACAGUCAUGCUGAAGAGCAGCAGCCACGCUGUGCCCACCCACCCAGAGUCUGCAAGACAGGUUGUGGAGGAGAGACAGCAGAAGACUGAGGGCGAGUCACGAGAGGAGGUGGAGCUUCAUCCAUGGAGCUCACCAGAACAAUGUGAGGACGACACCGAGGUCAUGCUGCUGUCUAUCGGAAAGUCAGAAAGUUCCAGAGCAGAAUGGAGUGAGGAUGAAGCCAGCAAGCCGGAUGCUGCUGCAGGUGUCGGCGGCGCCCCUAGUGGUCAACAGAGUGAAAAUCCCUUUUUCCUGCUGGGCAGAGUGGUCAUGCAACAGAGCUAUGUCUGUGCUCUCAUUGCUAUGAUGGUUUGGAGUAUCACGUACCACAGCUGGCUGACGUUUGUGCUGCUGUUGUGGGCUUGUCUCAUUUGGAUACUACGAGCCAGACGCCAUGUGGCCACGCUGUGCUCUCCGUUCAUCCUGCUUUAUGGUCUGGCCCUGUGCUGUCUGCAGUAUGUGUGGGCCAUGGACCUUCAGCCUGAACUACCCACCACCAUAGGAGCCAUGAGCCUCAGACAGAUGGGGCUGGACAGAGCUCGCUACCCCUGCCUCAGGCUCGGGGCAAUGCUCUUGUUCACUGUAACCUUCUGGCUGUUGUUACGUCAGUCGGUCAAAGAUAAUUUCAGUAAGAAGAAGAAAAUGGCUGCUCCAUUACAGGAAGUCACGACAGGAGAUGGAGGUGGUGGUAACGCAUCCGUGCUGAAGGUUUUGGGAGGCAUGGUGAUGGGUUCUUAUGCUAAGUACUGGAUCUACGUCUGUGGAGGGAUGUUCAUCAUGGUCUCCUUUGCUGGCAAGCUGGUCGGAUAUAAGAUAGUCUACAUGCUGCUGUUCCUCCUCUGCCUCUGUGUCUAUCAGGUGUAUUACUCUCUAUGGAGGAGGCUGUUGAAGGCGUUUUGGUGGCUGGUUGUGGCGUACACCAUGUUGGUCUUAAUCUCCAUCUACACCUACCAGUUUGAAGACUUCCCUGGAUACUGGAGGAACCUCACUGGAUUCACCGAGGAACAGUUGGCAGACAUCGGUCUGGAGACCUUCGCUCUGUCGGAGCUCUUCACCAGUAUACUGAUCCCUGGUUUCUUCCUGUUGGCCUGCAUACUACAGCUGCACUAUUUCCACAAACCCUUCAUGAGGAUCACUGACCUGGAACAUGUCACACCUGUACACAGGAGGAAGAGCAUUCCUCAGCCGGAGGGAUCGGAGGAGGAAGAGCUCGACACUGGACUAGGAGAUGAUGAAUCUGAGGAUGAAGGGUUUGUUCCCAGUAAAUGGGAUCUGGUGAUGGACCGGCUGCUGGUUCUGUCCCGGAGGUUCUCAGACAUCCUGACCCGGGUUCAGGUGUUUAUCUGGAGGAUUCUGGAGCUCCACAUCCUCAAGAUGGUCGCCUUUUUUAAUGUCUGGGUCGCAUUAGGAGAGCCAUCAGUGAUGAAUUUGAUCUUGGUGAUCUUGUGGUCGUUGGCCAUGCCGUACGGCCGCUUCAGGCCCAUGGCAUCCUGUCUGUCUACUGUCUGGGUGUGCGUCAUCAUCGUCUGUAAAAUGUUGUACCAGCUCAGCGUUGUCAACCCAGCGGAGUACUCCAACAACUGCAGUCUGCCGCUGGGUAACGAGACCAACCUGUCACCAGAGGAGCUGAGGGAAUCCACUCUGUACAGGGAGCCGGUGGAUCCGGCAAACUGGUUUGGUUUCAAGAAAGAGUCCUCAGUCCUGGGAUACAGUCAGAACCAUCUGUUAGUGUUGAUGUUAUUGGUGUUUGAGGCAACAGUUUACCGUCAUCAGGCUCAUCACAAUCGGCAGCAGCAGCGUUCUCCUCCCAGCAUCCCAACGCUCUUCCCCGCCGCCAGCAGAGACACGCUGGACCAUGGCCUCGUCUCCUGCAUCAAAUACCUCCUCAACUACACCUUCUAUAAAUUUGGACUUGAGAUCUGCUUCCUGAUGACGGUGAAUGUGAUUGGUCAGCGGAUGAACUUCCUGGUCAUCAUCCACAGCUGCUGGUUGGUGGCCAUCUUGGUGAGACGUCGGCGGGUAGCCAUUGCUAAAAUCUGGCCCAAAUACUGUCUGUUCCUGACCGUCUUCAUGAUCUACCAGUACAUACUGUGUGUGGGCAUGCCACCUGCGCUCUGUAUCGACUAUCCAUGGCGAUGGAACACACCAGUGUUGAUCAACUCGGCUCUUAUUAAAUGGAUCUAUCUGCCUGACUUCUACACCCUGCCCAACUCCAAAAACCUUAUAGCGGACUUUGUCCUGCUGAUGUGUGCGUCUCAGCAGUGGAAGGUGUUUGAAUGUGAGCGGACGGAAGAGUGGAUGGUUCUGGCCGGAGAAAACACAGACAACCCCGAACCGAUGGAGGGACGACCUUUCAACCCUGCACCCAAUUUCAUCAACUGCAGGUGUUAUCUAGACAUGGCAAAGGUUCUGGUGUUUCGUCAUCUUUUCUGGUUUGUGCUGUCGGUGGUCUUUGUGACCGGAGCCACCAGGAUCUCUGUGUUUGGGUUGGGUUACCUAUUGGCCUGUUUCUACUUCCUGCUGCUUGGUACCAAACUUCUGGUGAAACCGUCCAAGACCCGCAUGACACUCUGGGACUGCCUCAUCAUCUACAAUGUGGCUGUUAUCAUCUCUAAAAAUGUCUUGUCUAUCCUGGCAUGUGUGUUUGUCGUGGAGAUGCAGAAGAAUUUCUGUUGGGUAAUUCAGCUCUUCAGUCUAGUUUGUACAGUCAAAGGCUACUAUGACCCUAACUCUGUGAGUGACAAAACCUGCACGCUCCCGGUGGAAGAGGCAGGAAUCAUCUGGGACAGUAUCUGUUUCCUCUUCCUGUUGCUGCAGCGGCGGGUCUUCCUGAGUUUCUACUUCCUGCAUGUCAGAGCAGAACUCCUGGCUUCUGCUAAGCAGGCGUCCAGAGGUUUUGAGCUCUUCAGAACGAGUAUUGUGAAGAACAUGAAGUUCCAUCAGCAGGCCGAGGAGAAAUCUCUCACACAACUCAAGAGAUCAAUGAAGAGGAUUCGCUCCAAGCAGCAGAAGUAUAGAGAUGGAUGCACUUCAUCUGACGGAGACAAAGAGAAACAGGCUGCAGAACCACAGAAAGACAAAAAGAAAUCCAGGAAGAAAAAAUGGCAUCAGCCAUGGUUGGAUCAUGCUACAGUACUUCAUUCAGGUGAAUAUUACCUGUUUGAAUCAGACAGUGAAGAUGAAGAGGAGCUACAGUCAGAAGAUCAGAGACCGCUCAAACAAAAUGCCUCCCAGCUAGUUUACCAGGCAUGGGUGACCAGUGUGAAGGCGGCGUUGAAAGAGCGUCAGAGACGUCAGCGAGAGGAGGCGGGAAGGAAGAAGAGAGAUGAGCUGAACUGGCUGGAGGGAGGAGAGGAGGAGGUGACGGAGGUGACAGAGGGAGAGAGGACAUCCAUCAGACAAGAGCAGCCUUGUGCCAGACCAGAUGAUGAUGUGUGCGAGCCUCUGACCCAGGGGAAGGAUGAAGACAAUGAUGAAGAGGAGGAGUCUGGUCAUGGAGAGAUGGUUCAGAGGAUUCUGGAUAUACUGCAGUUCUUAUGGACCAUAGUCAUAGCCAUGGUGGAUGGACUGACUCAGUGGCUCAAUUUGGUGACCAAACAGUACAGAGACACUUCCACUGUUCUCUGCAAUGAACGCUACCUGCACGUACACAAGAUAGGACAGCAGCAUUACACGUUAACAGAGUCCAUGGAGGACCGUCUGUCCCAAGGCAGUGAGGGUCCCACAGUGGAAACCUGUUUGGAAGAGACAGACAGAGAAAACAGUAAUGGAUACAGUUAUAACGAGGUUGAAUGGGAGGCGGUGGUGGAUCAGUCCUCCCUCCUGCUGAAGGGCGGCGCUGAUGGAGCUGCUCAGAGUCCACAGUCGCUCCUCAGGGUCACUGUCCAACCGACGCCGGAGACACCGAAACAAAAUCAGAGACACUCCAGGACGGCCAGCGAGAUGCUGACAGACGGACAGUUCUCCAUAGAGGAGUUGGAACAGAGCUGUGAAUUUUAUUCAUCUCAGAACCGGCUGCUGAAGCUGCUGUUUGCCAUGUACAGUCUGCUGGCUGCCAACUCAGAGCUGGUUUGCUAUUUCAUCAUCGUUUUAAAUAACGUUGUCACCGCCUCUGUCAUAUCGCUGGUCCUGCCCAUCCUGGUCUUCUUAUGGGCGAUGUUGGCGACUCCUAGACCCACUAAGAUGUUUUGGAUGACAGCCAUAGUCUACACAGAGGUGAUGGUUAUGGUGAAGUACCUGUUCCAGUUUGGCUUUUUUCCAUGGAACAGCAGUUACGAGACUGCUCUGAAUGAGGACAAGCCUUACUUCCCGCCACGGAUCUUGGGCGUGGAGAAGACCGACAACUAUAUCAGAUACGAUCUGCUGCAACUGCUGGCUCUCUUCUUCCACCGGUCGCUGCUGAUGCGUUAUGGUCUAUGGGACCAUGAAAGCCCGAUAGAGGAAAAAAGCUCCACACUAGAGAGCUUAAAGUUGGAAGAAAAGAAGAGCAAGGAGAAGGAGGGGAAGAGGAGGAAGAAAGGGGAAGAGGAGGAGGAGGAGGAGGAGGAGGUCGGGCAAAAAGAGGAAAGCAGAACCAGUCCGUCCUCCAGCCUAGUGAACAUGGACGAUCCAGAACUGGUUCAUUUGGAAAAGGUUGACCAGGACUCUGCUGGGCCUGGUGACAGCUCUGCAGCUGAACGGCAGUCAAUUGGACCAAGUGACAUGCCCGAACAACCGACAGUGUCCGGGGCGAGCGAGGUGGGAGAAAGAGAGAAGGAGACAGUGGGAGUGAAAAAGAAAAGCGGCAUCAUUCGUUUCCGCAAAAAGAAACAAACCAGCAAGGAGUCUCUGGCUGAGGCUAAAUCCAGUAAAGACCCUUUGAAAAUGAAAAAGAAAGGAAGGAAACGAGAAGCAGCCAAAAACAGACUACUCAACAUGGGAAGAAAAAUAAAACACACCUUUAUUUCUGGUAUUCAGAGUUUUUACAGACCAGCCCAUAGGUUCUUCAGUAAUAUUCUCAGUCCAGAGUAUCGCGCUGCUACAGACGUCUAUGCUCUCAUGUUCCUGACAGAUGUCGUUGACUUCAUCAUCAUCAUCUUUGGCUUCUGGGCCUUUGGGAAACACAGUGCCGCGGCAGACAUCGCGUCGUCCCUGUCAGAGGAUCAAGUUCCUGAAGCUUUCUUGGUGAUGCUUCUGAUCCAGUUCAGUACUAUGAUCAUCGACAGAGCACUCUACCUCCGCAAGACUGUGUUAGGAAAACUCAUCUUCCAGGUUAUCCUGGUGUUUGGGAUCCAUCUGUGGAUGUUCUUCAUCCUGCCUGCUGUCACAGAGAGGAUGUUCAAUCAGAACUUUGUGGCACAACUCUGGUACUUUGUCAAGUGUAUCUACUUUGGCUUGUCAGCCUAUCAGAUCAGAUGUGGAUACCCAACCCGCAUCCUGGGCAACUUCCUCACCAAGAAAUACAACCACCUCAACCUGUUCCUCUUCCAAGGGUUCCGUCUGGUACCAUUCCUGGUGGAGCUGCGUGCAGUGAUGGACUGGGUUUGGACUGACACCACUCUGUCUCUAUCCAAUUGGAUGUGUGUGGAGGACAUCUACGCCAACAUCUUCAUUAUUAAGUGUAGCCGUGAAACAGAGAAGAAAUACCCGCAGCCUAAAGGACAGAAGAAGAAAAAGAUAGUAAAAUAUGGGAUGGGUGGAUUGAUCAUCUUCUUCCUGAUCUGCAUCAUCUGGUUCCCGCUACUCUUCAUUUCAUUGGUCAGAUCGGUGGUGGGUGUGGUCAACCACCCUGUUGAUGUCACAGUAACUGUCAAGCUGGGAGGAUAUGAGCCCCUGUUCACGAUGAGUGUUCAGCAGCAGUCCAUUCAGCCCUUCACAGAAGAGGACUAUGACAAACUCACCACCCAGUUUGGAGAAAAUGCAGUGGCCAUGCAAUUCAUAACGCUGUACAGUUGUGAGGACAUCGUGACGGCUCAGAUCGAGGGCAGCUCGGGGUCGGUGUGGAGAAUCAGCCCACCGAGCCGACAAGAACUCAUAAAGGAACUACUGGGAAGUCCAGUGGACCUGACCCUGAGAUUGGCAUGGAACUUCCAGAGGGAUUUGGGUAAAGGAGGGACUGUUGAACACACCUUUGACAGACACUCUAUUGAUCUGGAACCAGGAAACACUGUCAGAGCCGACCUGGCCUCGCUUCUGGUUGGCAACCGCACCAAACCUGUGCGUGUUACCAACAUGUUUCCCAACUACAUCCGAGCCCCUAAUGGAGCGGAAGCCAAACCAGUUAGUCAGCUGUAUGAAGGUAAUGAGGAGGGGUACCAGGAUGUGACGUUGGCCUUGAAGAGCGACAGGUCGUUGAAUGGCAGUGGAAACCAGGAAUGGUGGGACAUCGCAAUAGCGGACUGCCCCACCUCCACGGGGAGAUGCGGCGUUUUACCCAUGGUCAUAUUCAAUGAUAAAGUAAGCCCGCCGAGCCUGGGCUUCCUGGCUGGAUACGGGAUCAUGGGUCUGUACGUGUCGGUGGUGUUGGUGAUCGGUAAGUUUGUGCGAGGAUUCUUCAGUGAGAUCUCCCACUCCAUCAUGUUUGAGGAGCUUCCCUGUGUGGACCGCAUCCUAAAGCUCUGUACUGAUAUUUUCCUGGUUCGUGAGACAGGAGAGCUGGAGUUGGAGGAGGAACUUUAUUCGAAGCUGAUCUUCCUCUACCGCUCGCCAGAGACAAUGAUCAAAUGGACGAGAGACAUUCACAACCGAGACCAAGAGAGACACUGACACAGACCAGAACGUGUUGUGUUGCUAUAAGGAACAUUGGCAUCUUGAAUGGAUUACUACAGAAUAAACAUUCAGGGAUGAGAAACCUGAAGAGGGUCCUGAAAUCAGUCCUCACUGGUAUCCACAGAUAUGAAGAGGACAUACACAGACACUAAGACAAAUAUUCAAAACAUCCAUUCGCUCAGUUUGGACCCUGGGUUUGUUAUUCUGAGCUCAGAUCACAUUUGUUCAAUGUGAGUCUAUUUUUAAUAUCAGAGGAAUUCAUUAGCGUUUCACCUCGGGAUUCAGUCAAAGGACCUUUUUAAUAGAUGAGUAUCUAGACUUACACAAAGAUCUAGAAAAAUGGUUUUUAAGCAGAAUUAGACACUAAUAGGACAGAAAAGGCACAAAUUGAAUAUAUGGUUAACCUAAUUAAAGGUUGGGUGAAUAGCUUUCAGUCACAGCAUAUUUUGGGAAAAAAGGAUUUUAGUUUGUCCAGUAGACAAACAUCUCCACAUUGCACCAACAACUAUGGCACUAGUUAAAUUUUCAAGAUGUUGGUGAAAUUUGUCAACGUUCAGUAAAACCAGACUAGACACAGCUUGUGUUGGCCCAUGUCAGUCUUGUGAGUUUUCUACAUGUGGAAAGACAGCUGGUCGGCAGGCCGGUGCUUCAUGAAACUAAAGGAAAGUUUAGUCGACUGCUUGUCAAAAUCUUCUUCAGCCAAUGUUGUUUGCUGGGUUGAGGCCCCUGUCCUCAUCUUUGCUUCUUAUUUAUUUAUUUUGUUCUAGCGUUUCUUUUUUUUCCCCCUUUCGCUUCCUUUGGACAUACAUUUCCCUGUGUCACCAAGUUCAUAAAAACAGAAUGAGAUUAAAACGGUGUAAGGUGUCAAACGUUGACCUGAAAUUCACAGUUACCUCUAAAACAAAUGUUUACAUGUUCAUAUAUUGUCAGUGUAAGGCCUCGGUCACACCAGAAAUUGCUCGUGUGAACCACAGAAAUGUGAAUUAGUUCAUCUGGACACAACGUUUAUUGACGGAAACGUUUCAUCACUCAUCUAAGUGACCUCUUCAGUCUAAACUGACUGCAGGUAUCCCCACCCUUGUAAACAAUGCUGUGGCAUAACGUCGACCAAAAACAAUGAUCAGAUUCAUAUGCAAAUAGGCAUGACCAUUAACAACAUUAACUAGAGUUUCAGUGGCCAUGUGUACUAUUCACAGAGGACUGGGGAAUGUUUACAAUCACAGCAUUGCAAGAUGGUGACAGAUGUACUCUUAACCCCCCCUCGGUUCAGGGAUGGUCGUUCCCUCUUCACAUAGAUGGCCUCUUUGAUUCCCCGUUCAAACCAGCAUUUGAGCAAAGUUUAUUCAUGACCUUGAGUUGCAAGAAGCUUGGUGACCAAAAAGACUAAACACAAUUAAUGAAACGUAAUUAUUUAAUUUACUCCUGCUUCAAGCCUGACUGCUAAUCAUGCUGCAUAUGUUUUGUGUAUUAGUUCAUAAUCUGGCAGAGCACAAUUGUAUAAAACUGGAUGAAGUGACACUGCUAAAAUGUUGGCUUCCUCCAUUUUGAACUCUACCUAGCAACCACCCAAUCAGAAGUCAAUACAGUCAAAGCAGUUUUGCUGUUGGUUGGCAGCACAAAGUCAUACGUCAAAGUCCACCAAAGCUGAACUCUAUGUGAAGGCAUUGAGCGAAUUUACUUCUAGCUGAAUCAAAUCCUCCAAUCAUGCCAAUUUCAUUUGAAUUAAUUACUUUCGCUAUAAAAUAUUGCCGUUACAAAUGCUGGUGUGACCAAACCAUUAUGGGGAAAAUCUUAGUCUGCCUUUAAUAUACAUCUUAUCUGACCUACAAUAUUAAGAUAUGAGAGACAUUUAACAACUGACAUAUGAGCUUCUAACACGUUAAGUAUUUUUUUUCUGUUAUUAAAACAUUCGCUCUCCACAGUUCAAACCCAUCUCAUCUCUUAGAAAAUGGUUUGGAGAAAUAAAGCAUGGGAGCAAGUCUGUACAGAUGAGCAUCGAUAACGAGACAUGAUGAAACUCAACAACAGCCAAUUUUGGGCAACUUUUUUGCCUGUGUUGCCUUAAAACCUUGCUUUGUGUGUGAGGGAUAUAUAUCAAAUACACCUAUGCGGCCCUGGGUGUGAGACUGAAAAUGAAAAUGAACUGAGAAUGAAUGAGAGAGAGAGAAGCUGGUCCUGAUCGGAUCACAAAUGUGAAAUGGAUGUGGCAGCGUCAUGUGGCGUUGGCACAACAAAAACACCAGCACAUAUUAAGAUGAAUCACAGCCUAACUUCUUCUAACCGGUUCAUCAACCAGGAAAAAGAGGCUUUCUGAGAAUUAAGGUCUUAUUCACAACAGCCAGACUUCUGACAGGAUGACUUGUCAUGAAGAACACAUCAGAAUUGACUGAAUGACUUUAUAAACCUGUUUUUAACUGAAAACCUGCGGUGCUCCUGCAGUAAAUAAAUGCUAUCAAAGUGCAUCUAACCAUUAAAACCCUUCAUAUGUUUACUAUGUUUUAUAUGGUGAGGUUACGUUUGUGACGCUGUAUUUCACCCUUCUCUUUUUGUGUGCCAUUAUAAAAGAGAAGGUUGUCUUUGGAAACUGCAGGUGUGAGAAAUGUGCAAGGACUCUUUUCUUGUAUGAUGAAUUAUAUUUUUUUGACAAUUAAAAGGGAGACGUCUAACAACAUGCUUGGGGAAGUUUACACAGUAAUAAAAUCUCUAAUCCAUCAAAA
Lampris incognitus (smalleye Pacific opah) is the source of this 11540-nucleotide messenger RNA. It is a transcript of the gene piezo1, whose product is annotated as piezo-type mechanosensitive ion channel component 1. Bases 997 to 8820 code for a protein of 2607 amino acids. NCBI's taxonomy places the organism in Eukaryota, Metazoa, Chordata, Actinopteri, Lampriformes, Lampridae. The record is from RefSeq and is a predicted model, not a curated record. The transcript has 54 exons.